Hemicordylus capensis (graceful crag lizard) is the source of this 8386-nucleotide messenger RNA. It is a transcript of the gene TTBK1, whose product is annotated as tau tubulin kinase 1. Lineage: Eukaryota; Metazoa; Chordata; Lepidosauria; Squamata; Cordylidae. The coding region runs from base 605 to 2917 and encodes 770 amino acids. Gene Ontology annotation, biological process: peptidyl-serine phosphorylation; signal transduction; peptidyl-tyrosine phosphorylation. The record is from RefSeq and is a predicted model, not a curated record. The transcript is spliced from 16 exons. Gene Ontology annotation, cellular component: cytoplasm; nucleus. Gene Ontology annotation, molecular function: ATP binding; protein serine/threonine kinase activity.
UCUGCCUUCCUCAGGGGAUUGGUCAGUUGAGGAGGUGGGAACGCCCUGGAGAGCUGCGAGUGGUGUAAUUGGGGCGUAAUAGGUAGAAAGAUACGUCGGGGUCGGGGGGAUUAAAUGUUUCUGUGAGCAACCCGUGGGGUUUGGCUCAGGGCUCCACCCGCCAGGAGUCAUCUAGUAAUCCAAACUAAGACCUUUUCUAGUAGACCUUCCUGACCACCGGGUCCAGCUUCUCCCCAAAUGUAUCCCUAAUCUGAAAUAGCUUUCCAUUACAGCUUCCUAAUAAGGGUUACGAGCUUGGGUUCUUUUUGGAGCAGGAUAUAUUUUCCCUGAAGGCAGCUGAGUUACCAGGACAUGAACCUGACCACUUAUCCCAUGACUGUUAAGUUUGCUCAAGAGCCUUUGGUGGGGACCUUUGUCAAAUGCUUUCUGGAAGUCCAAGUAUAUAAUGUCAACUGGAUCACCUUUAUCCACAUGACUGUUGACACUCUCAAAGAACUCUAAAAGGCUUCCUGAGGUGAGGAUGUAUCCUGAGAUAAACUGGGAUAUUGCAGUUCUUCAGCAUUGAGCAUAAGACACUUAAGUGUUUCCUGGGACCUUUAGUAAGAUGAUAAAUGGCUCAUUUAAAUUGGGAGCUGCUACUAAAAUAUUCUCUGGCUGGCAAAUGCAGUGCCUAGCAGCUGCUAUCAAGGACGAACCAAACAUGAGUGGGGGAGGGGAACAGGUCGACAUUCUGCCGGCCAACUACGUGGUGAAGGACCGCUGGAAAGUGCUGAAGAAGAUUGGUGGUGGCGGCUUUGGGGAGAUUUAUGAGGCAAUGGAUCUUUUGACCCGUGAGAAUGUGGCCCUGAAGGUGGAGUCAGCUCAGCAGCCAAAGCAAGUUCUUAAGAUGGAAGUGGCCGUUUUAAAAAAGUUACAAGGAAAAGAUCAUGUUUGCAGAUUUAUUGGUUGUGGAAGGAAUGAGAAGUUUAACUAUGUUGUUAUGCAGCUUCAGGGCCGGAACCUUGCAGACCUCAGAAGAAGCCAGCCACGAGGAACCUUUACACUGAGCACAACCCUUCGAUUAGGCAAGCAGAUUCUAGAGUCCAUAGAAGCCAUUCACUCAGUGGGAUUCCUGCACCGAGACAUCAAGCCUUCCAAUUUUGCCAUGGGACGUCUGCCCUCAACCUAUAGAAAAUGCUACAUGUUAGACUUUGGUCUGGCCCGGCAGUAUACCAAUACCAACGGUGAAGUCCGGCCCCCUCGUAAUGUUGCUGGUUUCCGGGGAACAGUCCGUUAUGCUUCCGUGAACGCACACAAAAACCGAGAAAUGGGUCGACAUGAUGACUUGUGGUCCCUUUUUUACAUGCUGGUGGAGUUUGCAGUUGGUCAGCUUCCAUGGCGCAAGAUCAAAGAUAAGGAGCAAGUUGGUAUGAUUAAAGAGAAAUAUGAACAUCGAAUGCUGCUAAAACAUAUGCCUUCCGAGUUCCAUCUUUUCCUGGAUCACAUUGCAAAUCUGGAUUAUUUCACCAAACCGGAUUAUCAGCUGAUCAUGACAGUAUUUGAAAACAGCAUGAAGGAAAGAGGGAUUACUGAAAAUGAGGCCUUUGACUGGGAGAAAGCUGGUACAGAUAUUUUAUUAUCUACAAGUACUUCCACUCCACCUCAGCAGAACACAAGGCAGACAGCAGCCAUGUUUGGUGUUGUUAAUGUCACCCCAGUUCCUGGAGAUUUGCUUCGUGAGAACACGGAGGAUGUUUUGCAAGGAGAGCACCUGAGUGACCAGGAGAAUGCUCCCCCAAUCUUGCCUGGCCGGCCAGCAGAGAACUUGGGCCAGACUCCAAACAUUGCCUUCAAUGAAGGAGAGGUUUGGGAAGAGACGGAUGUGAACCGCAACAAACUCAGGAUCAGCAUCAGCAAAACACAGUGUUUGGCAGAAGAAGAUCAGAAAAGUGGUGUGUGCCCCAGUUCCCCAGUGCGUGCUGCACCAGACUCCCCUACCACUCAAGGGCGUUCGCUGAGAUAUCGUCGUGUGAAUAGCCCUGAGUCAGAACGCCUCUCCACUGCUGAUGGCAAAGCGGAUCAGCACGAGAGAAGGUCUCGAGUGGACUUGCCUGGCUCUCCUUCACGGCUUGUAUGCUCUUCCCAGCCGGCACAGAUGCUGUCCAUUGACACUGGGCAGGUAGACAGGCAAGCAAGCGGCAGGAUGGAUGUGUCUGCUUCUGUGGAGCAUGAAGCACUGAGCAAUGCUUUCCGAUCAGUGCCCCUGGCUGAGGAGGAGGACUUUGACAGCAAAGAGUGGGUUAUAAUAGAUAAAGAAACGGAGCUGAAGGACUUCCACCCAGGUGCUGAGCCGAGCACAUCCGGAACAACAGAUGAAGAGCCUGAAGAACUGAGACCCAUUGAAGAGGGCGAGGAGAGGAGGCGAUUUGGAAUAGAAGUAGCGGUCAGGCCGAAAAUACAUGAUGGGAGAACCCGGGGUAUGCAGCCUGUGGCUGAGGAGGACAGUUCCCACAGACAUGAAGGGCAUUGUCAGACAGUAUCUGACAACAAACAUGAACAGCAACCAGGAAGCCCCACACAGUCCCCCUUACAUUCAGCACCAGCUAUCAGACCACGGAGACGGGAAUCUGAGCCUACUGGUCCUGAGAGACAGUUGGAGGAGGACAGGCAUUCUCAGCACUCCCUCCCGAGGUACAGCCCCCUGAGAAGACUGGCGUCCUCCGUUUUCUCCUCCUCAACCCUGGAGACAGAACAGUACCCUCACCUUGGCGGCACUUUCAUACAGCGCAGCCGUUCGGCGGAGAGCAGCCCCGUGCGCAUGCCCCACCGCAGGCACAUGCCCCUCACAGCAGGAAACCACAGACUCAUGCCUUCUGUCCUCCGCAUUUCCAGAUCCCAGCUCCAGCAGGUGUGGGCCCGCUUCACACACAAAACAUAGCCUGUACCGAGGGAAGCAACAGCCUUUGUAAUGCAAUAAUAGAGCCCACCUGCCCCGUGUGUCACCAUUUAAUGCAAUACUGAAUCUCAGACAACUUUGGCCUAAAAGGUACUGUAAACGUCCAAGUCCCCUGCAAGAGAAAAUUCAGAGACUCGGAACACCUGCCUCGCUCAUUCUGGGCCAGAGGCUGCGUCAUCAUUUGUGAUGAGAGUGCAAAUAGUGGAUGUGUAACAUAUGAAAGGGUUGAUGUCGAGCCUCUGUGAUGGCGGCCUACAGCUGGGGGUGGUGAGUUUAGGGCUGCCUCAGUGAACAGGCUGAGACUGUGGGAUUGCGGGGGAGAGGCAGUGCAGGUGCCAGAGAAAGCUGUCUCCCCAGUCAGAUAAAAUUUGUGCAGAUGUGUGUUGGUCUGUGAUAAUGGUAGGCCGCAGAUGGAGGCCUUCCCCUCAAAUUUGGCUCAGCCAUUGAUUCAUGUGAAGGCACAUGGUAAGUUUGGGUCAAGAGCUCAGAAGCUGAGAGGGAUUUGCUGCUGCAUAUUUUGCACAUCACCUAGACAGCCAAAACUGCAGUACUUCUAUUGCAGCUUGUGCAUCAGUGGGCAAAUGGCAUCCGUCAGUCCCCUGUGGCGUUGUCUUUACUCUGUAACUAUUUUUGUCGCCUUGCCCUGAAUAGAUCCACCUGCACUUUUUCUCCCCCAACUCUGACUUAGGUGUGACAGUAGAGCAAUGAUUUUCAUCCUGACCCACCUAUCAAUUGCUAUAAAGACUCCCUGGCUUCAGGAACAGGAAUCUUGCCUGCCCCUCUCUUGCCUGGCCUGGUUUUGUGCAUACCUGGAGUUAAGCAGGUGCCAUGUCAGGAAGGAAUUGGUUUCUAGUUAUGUUUUUCUUGGAAGGCAAGAAAAGGCAACUCCUUUUUCUGUUUAUUUCAAUAAUCCUGCUUCUUUUAGCAAAAGAGAAGAAAUUAAUCAGCCAAAAUAUUAGAAUAGUUCGGAAAGGAAGGAUUUUAACUGCUAGAACACCACCUGCCUUUAGCUAGAUUUCCUUUGAAAUAUUGCCCCUUUAGUAUCCAUUGUCCAGAGCCAGAAAGAGUUGUCUUUAACUGGUUUCAUGUGAGUAAUUAAAUCUUACAAGGUUCAAAAAUGUUCAAAGGUGACUUGAAUUGUCAAGAGGCAUACAACCCCCUGCCCACCCUAGGGCAAGGUAUGAUCCUCAUUUAUGUGAAGCAUCAAACUGGAUAAAAUCUCCCUCUGACCUAGAUGAAUGCAGGGUCAAAGAAAUAUUUGGUCAAUCCUCCAGCCACUUUUGGAGCCAGGGUAUCAUGAAGCAAAUGGUUGCAGGUUUUUAAAGCAGAUAGGAGUUUGAUGAUGCUGAGAUGCUUUGAAGAGGUUCAGUGCAGGACAGAAUACAGCAACUAAAGGACCUUAGGGUGGGAAGAUUUGGGAUGGUGGUGCAGAGGCUGUUUUUGUGCUGUAGAGCUUUUCUUACAGCCUUUCUGAGUCUUAAUGGGGUGCUUAUUAUGAGUACCAGGAUUACUAAGGCUCACUUUAUAAAGGUGCCAGCUCAAAAUGAUCAACAAACACUAACUAGCCCCAUAAUUUAUGAUUGGCUUUAUUUUUUAACACGUUUCUAGUAUGUGUAUGUAUUGGUUGGUUGGUUGGAGCUUUCCUUCAUGCAGGCAGGAGGAAUGGAAAUAUAUUUUCAUUAAAACAAAAACUAAUCCCCCCUCCUCACCCACCCCCAGUUCUGUUAUAUGCACAGGGCAGCUGUGAGAUGGCAACUGUACUUUCACCAUUCAUACACAUCUCCUACAUUUGCCAUGCCAGCAAAGUCUAGAAUAGGAAAAGUCAUGUGAAAACCUGAGCUGCCACACUUUCCUACAACCAGUGCUUUGGUAAGCCUCUCCUUUAUCAGGCCUUAAGAAGAGCCAAAGAAAGGUUUGUUUCUCAUGGCUUGAUUUCCCCCAUGGAGCAGUUGUGACCAACAUUGAGGUUCUCCAGCUGUUGUUGGACUAUAGCUUCCAUCAUCCCCCACUGCAGUUUAUUAUGGCUGGGGGUGGUGGGAGUUGUAGUCCAACAGCUACUAUGCCAUUCCCACCACAGAGCAAUAGUAUGAAGAAUGUUGCAACGUGGAUUUUUACAGAAAAUUAUGUGAGGAAGAGAUUAGAUUCAUGUCUGUUCCUUCUUGCAGACCACCUGUAUGUACAAAAUCAUGCAUUUCCCUGUGGAGAAAAAAAUAACUUCAGAAUUAGUCCAAAUAUUGUGUAGUUUGGGAUUAUGUGUCCAAAGUCAGUGUUUGCUCUUUACAAAACAACUCUCUCCAGGAGCCUGGAAAUACUUGGUUGGUAAUGGCUUUCCAACCAAAGCCCUUUCAUUGGCAUCUUAGUUUACUCUCAAGAAAUUCUUAGCACGGGGAGGGGGUGACACUGAACUAACAUUGUAUUUUUUUUAAAUGGCGUUUGUUUGCUUCUCCAAAGAGGAGAUUCUCCAAAACUGUUGCAACCAGUGGGAGACUCAUCUAGAGCAAAACGUACAAAAGUGAGUUAGAAUAUACCUCUGCAGCCUGCCCCUGGGUGUUUCUGGAAGGCAAUGACGAGUGCUUAAAAAGAAACUUGCAAAUAAGUUGAAAGCGAGAACUUACUUAGCAUCUACACACACUUUCAGAAAGCACCAGCUUUUCUGGUGUGAUCUCAUGCUCAGGCCAUACAAAGCUAACAGGGAUCAUGUGCAGUUUCUCCAGUUCCACAUGCUGGCCAGCUCUUGGUUUCAGUGAUCAACCCACCCUUUCCCCAAUUCAGUUGAAAAGCAGUAUGAAAUAUGAUGGAUGAAUCACUGAAAACAAAAGCUGGCCAGCAGGUGGUGCUGUGGAGAUCAUGCAAGGUCUCUGUGGGCUGUGUAACCUACAUGUGAGAUCGUGCUGGAAAAGGUGAUGCUUGUCUACAAGAGUGUGUAGACGCUGAGUAAGCUCUUGCCUUCAAUUUAUUUUCAAGCUCUUUUUCUUUAAUGUUGCCUGGCAGAUCCCCGUUUUAGCUUUGCACAGAAGCCAUUACUGCAUUAAUGUCCCUUCACUAGGAGGUUGGGCUGAGUAUUUUUACUUUCUCCAGGUAACUCAAGUGUAGGCACAACAGGCUCACAAUUUUGAAACAGGCUUCAAACUCCCAAUAUUCUCACAUAGGUUCAAAGGCCUGCUCUUCAGUAGCAUCAUUUUGAGCCACACAGGGCUCAUUUUCAGCUUGUUGUCAUGUCUUUUUAUUUUGUACACACAAUUGAUAGACCCUAAAAGUGAUCCUGCAUUUUUAGGGCUGUGAGCCUAUGCAUGCUUUCUUCAAAGUAAGUUCUAUUUAAAUCUGUGAAUCUUACUUCAGAGUAAACAUCGGGCCAUGCCCUAAGGUUGCUAAUCAGAACCCAUAUUGUGUACAAAGUGGCAGUGAAAUGCAUGUAUUUGGGGAGACUGCUUAAAGCAGGGGUAAUCUUGGUUCUCCAUCUGUUGAACUAUUAUUCUCAUAAUUCCCACCCACAAUAAAUUGUGUCUGGGAAUGAUGGGAGCUGUAGUUCAACUUUCCAUUCCCAUAUUUUUAGUACAGUUGUUUUCUGCAGGUGUUACCAUCAUCAUCACACAACUACGAAGGACUAAUUUUUUGUGUGUGCUAAUCCCACAAGCAAAUCUCAGUCCUAGCAAUGCUUAUACAGCAUGCAUUGCAGCAAAAUCUCAGCUGCAAAGUGAUAGCUUUGUUUCUGCCAAGCAACUUGAUGUUUACAAUACCUCACCGACAGAAACUUGAUUUGGAAUUAAUGGGGUUUGCACCAACAAUGUCUCACCAACAGGGUCACAUGUGAGGACCGGAGCUUUGGUGAUUAUUUUGUUUUGUUUCAAAGAUCACUAAAUUAUGAGAAUGUGACAGGGAAGGCCUUUAGGAGUAUUCAUACUCUGUGCUUUGUAAAGGCUAAAGUCUUUUCAUUCAGGCAGAUCAGUCUAUACAACUGCAUUGUUUCGUUCUCCAAACUGCAGAGAGCAAUAAAUAUGGGUGUUGCUCCUCAUAAAAAUGUGAAUUAUAUUUUGUAAACAAUGUCAUACAUGAGGUCACACCUAAAUAUUUGGCUUGUUAUUUUUUACUCAGCCCCACUGCCGCCUUGGUCUUCCUGUUCCAUUGGUCCCUCUUCCUAGUUCCUUGUCUCUCCACUUCCUUUCCUCAAACAGCAUACAUCUCCUCUUCCUGCUAGGCCCUAUGUGAGGUUUUUCCCUGGCACUGGACUACUUUCCCUUCCCCCCCCCCCCAGCAGCCUCCAUUCUUUCUGCUUCUCAGCACACUUCAUACUCUGUCCCCCUUCAUCCAUCUAAGCUGCUUCCAGACCCAAUUGUUCUCAGCAUUUCAACUGCCUCUCUGCCCCACUUCCCACCAUUGACAAACAGCCCCAGUUUCCUGUAGGCCACCCUUUCUAUUUCCAGUCAAAGUUUUUGGUUUCUUUCCUAGUAACCGCUCCAACUGGCAACUUUCUUUGAAUGAGACCUGCUUGUUAGCAUUUGGAAUGUUUGUGAACAUUCCAUGAUUUCACAGCAACAUUCAGUGUGUUGGGGGCAUGGGCAACUCGCAAGACAACAGGCAGCCAGUUUUUUCUGCACACUUUAUAUGUAUAUAUGAUAGGAUAUUAGCUUUCUGUAACAUAUUUCAUCUCAAAUGUUCAAAAGUGCUUUACAAAGACAUGUACACAUAUGUAUACAUACAUAGUAUUUAUUUGUUUAACAACAUAGCUAUUCCAUAAUAAGAAUUCUCUAUUCUGCUGUUGAAAUGCCUCCAUCUCUGAUGAAAGAGUAGUUUGAUUCAACAGCCCCUAUGCUGCUAUACACCAGUUUGUGAUAAGCUGCAGAAUGAGAGUAAAUUUAGGAUGGACACAAGGAAGAGUGGAAAUGAAAUGCAAGUUGGGAGUGUAUGCAGAACCCCAGGAGUGCUUGGCUAUUCUGUCUGGUUAAAACAAAAAACAAAAAAAAAACAACACCUGGGGUUUAUUAACGUCCAAAGAAGAGCAAGGUAUCUGUUUUGUGUCUAUAUGAAACUGCACCACAAAUCCACUACUGUGAAUCCUGUACCAAUUUCUGUGAAACAUGUUAGUGAGCUGAGAAAUGGCUUUUGAUUUUGUUCCUUUGUCAUGAAAUAAUCUGAGCUUCCCCACAAUGCACCUUUUGUGGGAGUGUCUGAAGCUGGUGUCAUAGUCCAUGUUUCAUUCUUACUGCCCUUAAAUGGUGCUUCCUCCAUGUGUCAUUAUUGCAUGCUGAGUUCUUGAGUGCAAGACUAUGGGCCAGUUCAGAUGAAUGUGAGCCUGCUACCCCUUUUACAUGCGAGAAGGCUCGAGCCCCGUGGCAAAUGUGCCCACCUCUACGUCACUCAAGGAUGUGCCAAUGCAUUCUCAGCAUGUUCUUUUACUCAUCCAAAUGGCCCCUCCACAUGCGCUGUUUAAACAGAGUUUUGCAGCACAUGUAG